AUGACUGCGGGCGAAGGGAGAGGCAUGGACGGGGAGCCGCCCGCGGGCACCGCCGUGGGCGCCACAGGGAAAUUUGAUAUCGCCAGAUGGGUACCGUCCUUGGAAUCUGGCUCCCAACGGACCGUUGGGUGGGGUGCAUCCUUACAAAUACGCUAUACUGCCGAUGAUUCGGCGAAGCCUCCACUGAGCGACGGGAGGGACCCUGAAGAGCCGCCGAUGCAGACGCCCCCGGGAAACCCACUGGUGGUCUCUCACACCCUGCCGGAGCUGCUGGGCAAAGACACGGUGCAGGUGGAGCUGAUCCCAGAGAAAAAGGGACUUUUUCUCAAACACGUGGAAUAUGAAGUUUCCAGCAAGCGUUUCAAGUGCUCGGUGUACCGACGGUAUAAUGACUUUGUGGUCUUUCACGAGACACUCCUUCAGAAGUUCCCAUACCGGAUGGUCCCGGCUCUUCCACCCAAAAGAAUGCUGGGGGCAGACCGAGAGUUCAUCGAAGGGAGGCGUCGAGCGUUGAAGCGCUUCAUCAACCUGGUGGCAAGGCACCCUCCAUUCUCAGAAGAUGUCCUCCUCAAACUCUUCCUGUCCUUCAGCGGCUCGGAUGUGCAAAACAAACUGAAAGAGCUGGUCCAGGGCGUGGGGGAUGAGUUCAUGAUCUGCAAGUUCGCCACCCAAGCCAAGGAUUUCCUGCCCGCCGACAUCCAGCUCCAGUUCGCGGCCAGCCGGGAGCUGAUCCGAAACAUCUACAACAGUUUCUACAAGCUACGGGACCGGGCGGAGCGGAUUGCCACCCGAGCGGUUGACAACGCCGCUGACCUCCUCAUAUUUGGGAAGGAGCUGAGUGCUCUGGGCUCGGACACGACCCCGCUUCCUUCCUGGGCCGCUCUGAACAGCAGCGCUUGGGGGAACCUCAAGCAGGCCCUGAAAGGCCUCUCGGUCGAAUUUGCGCUGCUCGCGGACAAAGCGGUCCAACAGGGUAAACAGGAAGAAAAUGACGUGGUUGAGAAGUUGAACCUUUUCCUGGACUUGCUCCAAUCCUAUAAAGACUUGUGCGAGAGGCAUGAGAAGGGCGUCUUGCACAAGCACCAGAGGGCCUUGCACAAGUACAGCCUGAUGAAGCGGCAGAUGAUGAGCGCUGCUGUCCAGAACAAGGAGCCGGAGACCGUUGAGCAGCUGGAGUCCCGGAUCGUGGAGCAAGAGAACGCCAUCCUGACGAUGGAGCUGCGGAAUUAUUUCUCCCUCUACUGCCUGCACCAAGAGACCCAAUUGAUCCACAUUUACCUGCCAGUCACCUCUCACAUCCUGGGGGCUUUCGUCAACUCCCAGAUCCAAGGCCACAAGGAGAUGAGCAAAGUGUGGAACGAACUGAAGCCCAAACUGAACUGCCUCUUUGUCGGAUCUGGCAACAUGCCGACGUCAUCCUUCGCCCCCUAGGAGGGCACCUUCUUUUCAAGUUGAUGCUUUAGGACGGGUGGUGCCGGGCAGCCGGGAGAGGGAGAAAGACCCGUGGGAUUUGCACGUCCCACUGUUCAAAGGAAUCGUCCCGUCGGCUAUCCUUGUACUAUUAUUAUUAAUUUUUUUAUGCUGCUUUGAAUUGCUCUGUGAUUGAUGGGCUGCCUGGAAAUGUGACCGCACAAAGAGAGAGAAUCCCCCCACUCUCUCUCCUCUGUAUUCUAUCGGGGACCACACCUUUGUCCCAAGUUUUCUAUUGCUCAAUAUCCUCAGUCCUGUCUGUUCAACCGACCUGUCAGCUUUGUGUCUUUCGGAGCAGCCAACCGGGAAAGAGGAAUGGGGGGCGUCACCAAAGGGCCAAAGGUGGCUCCAAAUCCAGUGCCGCUUGCCAGCUCGGAAUCCAAAGAGCCGGCAGGUAGGAGAUGCAGCGUUGGGGGCACUCCAGUUGGGUCUCUUUCAGGCCUGUAGCGACAGUGGGGUGUCUUGGGGCCAACACCCCCUUUAAUUUAAAUUUAAGAGCCAGUUUGGUGUAGUGGUUAAG
Molecule: messenger RNA, 1990 nt
Organism: Gekko japonicus
Lineage: Eukaryota; Metazoa; Chordata; Lepidosauria; Squamata; Gekkonidae
Gene: SNX8
Product: sorting nexin 8
Exons: 13
Coding region: 1-1431 (476 amino acids)
Biological process (GO): retrograde transport, endosome to Golgi
Molecular function (GO): phosphatidylinositol binding
Source: RefSeq, a predicted model, not a curated record